Aspergillus melleus is the source of this 288-nucleotide messenger RNA. Its product is annotated as L51/S25/CI-B8 domain-containing protein. The coding region runs from base 1 to 288 and encodes 95 amino acids. The record is from RefSeq and is a predicted model, not a curated record. NCBI's taxonomy places the organism in Eukaryota, Fungi, Ascomycota, Eurotiomycetes, Eurotiales, Aspergillaceae. The transcript has 4 exons.
AUGUCUUCCAAGUACGCUUUCACCACCGGUCUGAAGGAGCUGCGCUUCCUUUUCUGCCAGACUUCGCAGCAGAGCGCCGCCACGAGGUCGUUCUUGCAGCGCGCGUACCCCACCAUGAAGAAGCACAACCCUCACACUCCCAUCAUGAUGCGCGAGGCCGCCGGUACCCUGCCUCGGGUUUAUGCUAGAUACGCUCUGGGCCGUGAGAAGCAGGAGGCUCUGUCUGGCCUGACGGAUCAGCAAAUCGAAGAGAAAAUCACCCAGUUGGUGAAAGAAGCGUCUUCAUAG